This is a messenger RNA of Trichoderma atroviride IMI 206040, 1338 nucleotides long. RefSeq lists its product as uncharacterized. Gene Ontology annotation, biological process: regulation of DNA-templated transcription. The record is from RefSeq and is a predicted model, not a curated record. Lineage: Eukaryota; Fungi; Ascomycota; Sordariomycetes; Hypocreales; Hypocreaceae. Gene Ontology annotation, molecular function: zinc ion binding; DNA-binding transcription factor activity, RNA polymerase II-specific.
AUGAGAGUUCCUAUUGCCCCUAAUUUCCUUAACGCCGGUUUCACACCAGUUAUAAACAACAACACAAUUCAGCCAGCGCUGUCACUGCCACUGGAGAUGCACGCACUCUACUAUUAUGCAGACAGCGUUUCUAUGGAAAGACACAACUUAGGAGAUGCUUGCUACGAAUAUAGUUCACACGUGCUGCAUUACUGGGACUUGGCUAGGCCGGGCUCUUGUCUUCGUCUCGCGCUGACGGCUUAUUCGCACGCCGUAAUCGGGCGGAACCGGGGCGUGAGACAAGCUCUUGGCCUUGCCCAAAGAGUAUAUGCAAAGGCAGUGGAGGAGAUCCAGAAGGCGAUGAGCACAAUAUCGAGCGAUACGAUCUAUCAGGUGAUACUGGCCAUGAUGCUAAUGGGCAGUUAUGAGAAUGUCAUGUACUUUUCGAGAGAAUCUACCCUACCUCCUGAUGCUGUUGGCUCCCGUUUCUGGAAGAAAAUCUGUCAUGAGAAAGGCGCGGGCGGCCUUCUUAUUGUGCGUCGCGAGAGGGGCUUUGCAAUGAAUGCAGAGCUGGAGAAGGCGGUUCGACAAAAAUGUCUCCGUGUCAUCAUCCUUCGUGGAGCAGCUUCGGCAGCUUGGUUUGAAGAUGGCCGGAGCUGGGGCGAAGAAGGACAUGAGUUGGAACUGGACUCGCUCAUGAUUCGUGUCUUGAUUUUGAGGAACAAGUCGGUAUCUUUCCUGGGAGAUAUGGAUGCAUCAGAUCUAGGGACCAUUGAUGAAGCGAAGUCAAUUGCUAUGGAGUCAUAUACCCUCGAUUACGAUCUCGCUUUGUGGGCUCUCAGACUUUCACAAGACUGGGAGUUUCACGUUAGCUGGAGGCCUUCACAGCCAAGCUCGAAUGGGACUGACGCUCGUGUGGAUAUCCCCUCGCAUAGUUACCCUUCAGUCGGCCACGCGUCAACAUGGAAUCGAUACCGUGCUCUUCGGUUAAUCACAAAUAGUAUACAGAAACGAGCCCUCUGUGCGCUCCGAUCACUUUCUAAUGAUGCCUUCCUCGUUACGGAUAUACAGAGGUGCCAGGAUAACAUUGACAAGCUCGCUGUGGACCUUUGCCGUGGCGCAGAGUUUUCGAUCACUCGCCAAAACACUGCUAGAGGCUCUGAGGCUUCCACACUACUUAAUGUGAUUCAUCCAAGUGUGGCUGCAUUACUAGCAUGGCCAUUGACUGUGGCCGUGAGUGUUGAUGCCGUCCGGCUUUCAGAGAAGACUUGGCUGAAGGGUGUCUUGAAAGCCGUUGCUCGCUCUCUGGGACACACACAGCUUGAAUCCGUCAGUGAUGAAGGGGAAUACGAUAUUUGA